CACACCCCCAAAGACGACCUUGACCGUUUUCCAUGUGUAAACUGUGUGAUACAGAAAGGAUAUUUAGCAUGAAGCAAUUCUUCUCCUGAAAACGCGACAUCUAACUCUUAGACCAAUAACUUUUACGUUCGACCUACCGGUUGGGAUAAAUGGCGGCGAUGCGCUGCCUUUGGUGCCGUGCCGCCUUCUCAGCACAGUCACGAGUUUUCUUCUGCAACCAAAACAUAAACACAAGACCCUCAAUUGUUCGAAAAUCAACAGUUUCGUACGAAUUUCAAAAGUCAGUUGAGAAUGUCAACGAAAAUGGAGGUUCGCACGUGGAGGCCGCGGUCAAAGUUGAAGGUCACCCGGAGCUUGACCUUUCAUUCUCAAACGCACAGGAAGCGUAUAGAAGCAAAACUACUAAGGAGCUGUUGAGGGCGUACUUCGUGUUUCAGCUAUGCAGUGUUCCUAUAAUUGUCAAAAACAAUCAAAAGCUCAUGAAACUUGGACGCUCUGUCUUGGGGGCGCGUCUAUUCAAGAAGUUGAUGGAGAUGACGUUUUACGGUCACUUCGUGGCAGGCUCAGACCGCGUCACCAUACGGCCAGUGGUCGACCGGAACCGGAUGUUUGGUGUCAAGUCCAUCCUAGACUACAGUGCGGAGGAGGAUGUGUCUAAUGAGGCGGCAAAAAAAUCUGAGAUGGAGGCCUGUGAGCCGCAGGAUGAAACAGAUAUUGCGAACGAUGCAGACCAUCAGCGGUUUAAACCCCAUUACGAGUUCGGGGACCGUCGGAAAGGAGUUAUCUCAAGCAGGACCUACUUCUAUGAAGGGGAGGAACAAUGCGACAAGAAUAUGCAGAUCUUCCUGGACGCCAUUGACGGGGUGGCAGAUGCAACAAAUAAGACGGGGUUUUGUGCUGUUAAACUUACAGCCCUUGGGAGACCUCAGUUAUUGCUCCAAAUGUCAGAUGCACUCGUAUCAGCAAGAACUUUCUUCGAUAAACUAACAAUGGAAGCAGGCACUGAAGACAAAUACAUGGUAGAGUUACGGGACAAUUUCACACGAGGAUUCAAAGAGGAUGAAUUUCUGGUGAAACUACGGGAAAUGGGAGUGAAAGUAUCAGAAGAGGACUGUCAUAAAUGGUUCUCUAUUCUGGACAUCAGCCAAGAUGGACAGGUGGACAUUAUGGACUGGGACAAUCUACUUGAGGUCAACAUGAGUCUUGCCAAACUGUUUGUGGUUCCUGAUCUGCAGACUGGGGAGUUACUGCCCCUGCUUAACAGUCUGACAGAUGAAUCUGAGCGAGAAAUGAAAAACAUGCUUCUGCGUGUGGAUACUAUCGCAAGGCAUGCAAUGGAGCGUGAUGUGCGUGUGAUGAUUGACGCAGAGCAGUCGUAUUUCCAGCCUGCCAUUAAUCGCUUCACUAUGGAGAUGAUGAAGAAGUUCAACAAGGAGAAGGCCAUCAUCUUUAACACGUACCAGUGCUACCUGAAGGAAGCUUAUAACAAUAUUAAGUUGGAUCUGGACACAGCGGCCAGAUACAAUAUUUACUUUGGAGCUAAACUUGUGAGGGGUGCAUACAUGGAACAGGAGCGUGAGCGUGCAGAAACCAUCGGUUAUGAGGACCCGAUCAAUCCCAAUUAUGAGGCCACGACGGCAAUGUAUCAUAAGGUUUUACGGAAAGUGAUGCGGACGAUACAGAUGCGCGAAAAGGGACGAAUUGCUGUCAUGGUGGCCAGUCAUAACGAGGAGACGGUCAAAUAUACCGUUGAGCAGAUGAAGGAGAAUGGGGUAUUACCGUCUGACCGUCUGAUCUGUUUUGGACAGCUCCUCGGCAUGUGUGAUCAGGUUUCGUUCCCUCUAGGUCAGGCAGGGUACUCCGUGUACAAGUAUGUUCCAUACGGCCCCGUGGAGGAAGUGUUGCCGUACCUGUCCCGCCGCGCGCAGGAAAACAAGGGAAUACUUAUCAAGGUCAAGAAGGAGAAACAACUCUUAAGAAAGGAAAUAUCAAGGAGGAUUUCUUCGGGACAGUUGAAUUACGAUCCCAUGAAAAACUUGCCAGAUAUAAAACCAGUGUGAUGACUUUGCCUUCUAUUUUACGACAAUUGGGAUGGAAAGUGUCUAAAUAAAAAAUAAAAUUUAUUUUGAAGGUGCUUCCUGUUUUUUAUACAGGAAAAAUAAACAAUAUCUGUCUUUUGAUCACCAGGGUUAUAUCUUAUAUUUGCAGUGAUAAGCAUUUGUUUAUUUAAAUUGGAAAGUGUAGCAUUAUGCUAUGAAUCAUUGUAAUUUGACUGGUUAAGUUUUGUUGUACUAUUUAGUUGUAAUAUUUUUUUUAAAUGUAUUUAUUUGAUAAAUAUUUAAGAUAUUCCAUAGUAGAUCAAAUUUGUAACAAUAGUGUUUCUGAGAAUUGUGUUUUGCUGUUAGUUAAUUAACUGUCAGUUAAGACAGGAGUAUUGUCAUCAUAAUUAUACAUGUAGAAGAAAAAUCAAAAGAAAAUCUCAUUGUAUUUAGGUAUUUAUCUUUAGAGCAUGAUUAAGCUAUUAGGAUGAAGUAAACUAUAUACUUGUAAUCUCUUCGGUACUAUCAUAAAUUAACUUGUGAAACAUUUGUUUCUCCCUUAACUCAUUUGAUUUUGAAGAAAAGUGUAGGUAUUUUUAUAGCCUUGGUUUCAUUUUGUGCGACUCCAUUAGGGGCAGGGUCGUUGGUGGCCGCAUAUUGGUGGCUUGCACAACCUUCAACCUUGGACCAACGAAGAUAUUCAUGUAAAAAUAAACCUUGGUACAGAUGUUGCCAGCGACAAUAUGCAAAUCUAUAUCAAGGCCCAUAACUCUGGCUUUCAUAAUAGUUAUGCCCAUUGUUCAACAGAAACAAAAAACAAACAAGCUAUUGUUCACUCCAUAUCACUUUGGUUUUAUGUUGGAUUUGUUAAUGCUCAAUUGUUAUUUUGUUUUUAUGUUUGAACAACACAUUCAACACUCUUUGAAAAAUGGUUUAUGGAUUUGUAAGUGGCUUUCUAUGGCUUUUGACAUUAUAAAGCAGUAUACAUUGUGAAGGCUACCUCUCCUAUGGUCCUUGGAUCUUGUCUCAUUCAAGAUCUGGGACAUAAUUUGAAAUUAUAGUGGUUUAAUAUUUUUGUUAUUUUUUCUUUAUCCUUUGUGCAUCUGUAAUAUAUUAAAAGGUAUGCAUUUUUUCUCACCUGAAAUCUGGGUGGGUAUUUUUCCAAAAUAAUUUGAUGAAAUUUGGCUGAGGGAGAGGGUUAUCGACAAUGUAUCAAAACAUGUUUUCUUACAUUUUGUUUGUGAAAAACAUUAUGCCAAGGAGCAAUUCCUAAGGCAUACAUGGAUAUGUUGUUUCUUUAAACUCAAAGUGUAAAAAACAAAAUACGGAUCAAAUCAGCAUUGUAGAACAUAUAAAUAUUGAAUUGCUAAACAUUUUCGCUUCCGGAUUUAAACCAUUAAAACCUGUUUAAUAAUGUUACAUGCAUACGUUUUACAACAUAUUUGGCAAUCACUUCAAAGGUUGCUAGGUUUGGAAAAGGUAAAAAUUGCAUAUGUUUUUCGGCAAUUGUAGAUUGAGCCAAUGUCGAAAGCAGAUAUAUAUAGAAAUUAAUAUAUAUAUAUAUAUGUCUAUGUAAGAAUAGAAUUAAAGUCAAUUUUCAAGUUGAAAACAAAACUAAGAGUAUGAAAACAAUUCAACAUGCAGUCACUUUCCUAUAUAUUUAAGAUUUUCUAAGUUUCUUAAGUGAUAAAGAUUCUUGAAUGAUGAUCCCCAUUAUGAGCUUGUAGGUAGAUUUCUCACAAUGGACGACAGGGUUGGCCCCAGUUUCUCCAAAAUACUCAAGUAGUUUUACAAUAACUUACUCUACUUGUUUAACCAUUUUACAGCCUAGCAUGGUUCAAGACUGUUUUAGAAACUCAACCGUUUUUUUUGCAUAUUUAUUGACCUUACAGAGGUAGUGUAUGGACAAAUUUUGGUUAAAAUUAUAAGAAAAUAAAACUUAAUUAAAAUUUUAAAGAACCAGAAUUUAUUUCCUUUCUAUUUACAAUAUACACAGGAUUUAAAUAGCUGAGUAAGAACUUGAGAUUGUUUGUGAAACUUGGCCUUUCCUAAGGAAGUUAUGUUUUUUCCUUUCCUUUUUAAACGCAUGCCCUCAUGUACAUGUAUAUCAACAUUCUUUAUAUAUAUAUAUACUUAUACAGAUAUUUAUACAUAUCUCACAGUUUUAUUAUUUAAAUAAAUUCACUGUUUGAUUAAAGAUACAUCAUAAGAAGUAUGAUCUGAUUUAUUAAACAAACUGUUAAUAACAAUUUAGCAGAGGCUAAACUUUCUAAAUGUUAAUUAAAUUGUCUCAGUCCAAGGAUUUGAAUUUUGAGCCACUUUGUUGCUUAGUUUGUUAAUUUCUGUUGUUUUGUUAUUGGCAAUUUACCAUACUGAAUAGUUUAUGUGUUAUUACUUAUUUAGUAUAGAAAUACUCCCUCUUUUAUCAUUACCUCUGUUCAAUUCGUGCUUGAAUCUCAUACUUUGUUGUACUUAAUCUCGUUAUUAUUGCAACACUGUUUUUAAUAAAAAUCUUAUAUACACAGACUUAUA
Mya arenaria is the source of this 4571-nucleotide messenger RNA. Its product is annotated as proline dehydrogenase 1, mitochondrial-like. Gene Ontology annotation, cellular component: mitochondrion. Gene Ontology annotation, molecular function: calcium ion binding; FAD binding; proline dehydrogenase activity. The record is from RefSeq and is a predicted model, not a curated record. The transcript has 14 exons. Lineage: Eukaryota; Metazoa; Mollusca; Bivalvia; Myida; Myidae. Bases 150 to 2060 code for a protein of 636 amino acids.